AUGGGGAAAAUGGCCUCUCUAGUUGUCACUCUUUUAGUGACAUACUUCCCUCCACACACUCCAGUGUACAAGUUGCCACCACCACCCAAGGAACCAUACUACCCUCCACACACCCCAACUUACAAGUCGCCACCUCCACCAACUCCUAUUUACAAGUCUCCACUGCCGCCAAUUCCGGUUUACAAUUCUCCACCACCACCGACGGAGCCAUACUACCCUCCACACACUCCAGUGUACAAGUCGCCACCACCUCCGACGCCAAUUUACAAGUCGCCACCACCACCCAAGGAGCCAUACUACCCUCCACACACCCCAACCUACAAGUCACCAUCUCCAUCAACUCCUUUUUACAAGUCUUCACCGCUGCCAACUUCGGUUUACAAUUCUCCACCCCCACCAAAUCGCCACCACCACCCGACACCAAUUUACAAGUCACCACCACCACCGAAGGAGCCAUACAACCUUUCACACACCCCAACCUACAAGUCUCCACCUCCACCAACUCCCAUUUACAAGUCGCCACCACCACCAAAUGAGCCAUACUACCCUCCACGCACUUCAGUUUACAAGUCGCCACCUCCACCGACUCCAGUUUAUAAGUCUCCACCUCCACCAACUCCUGUUUACAAGUCGCCACCACCACCUAAGGAGCCAUACUACCCUCCCCACACCCUAAUCUAUAAGUCACCACCUCCACCAACUCCAGUCUAUAAGUCACCACCACCACCCAAAGAGCCAUACUACCCUCCACACAGCCCAUCGCCACCUCCACCAACUCCCGAUUACAAGUCACCACCACCACCCAAGGAGCCAUACUAUUUUCCACAUACCCCAACCUACAAGUCACCACCUCCACCAACUCCAGUUUACAAGUCGCCACCACCACCCAAGGAUCUAUACUACCCUCCACACACCCCGACUUACAAGUCGCCACCACCACCCAAGGAGCCAUACUACCCUCCACAUACCCCAACCUACAAGUCGCCACCUCCACCAACUCCCGUUUACAACUUUCCACCGCCACCAACUCCAGUCUACAAGUCUCCACCACCACCCCAUUAUCUAUACACCUCUCCCCCUCCUCCCUACCAUUAUUAA
This is a messenger RNA of Solanum stenotomum, 1098 nucleotides long. Its product is annotated as extensin-3-like. The coding region runs from base 1 to 1098 and encodes 365 amino acids. NCBI's taxonomy places the organism in Eukaryota, Viridiplantae, Streptophyta, Magnoliopsida, Solanales, Solanaceae. Gene Ontology annotation, biological process: plant-type cell wall organization. The record is from RefSeq and is a predicted model, not a curated record. The transcript is spliced from 4 exons. Gene Ontology annotation, molecular function: structural constituent of cell wall.